Molecule: messenger RNA, 447 nt
Organism: Neopelma chrysocephalum (saffron-crested tyrant-manakin)
Lineage: Eukaryota; Metazoa; Chordata; Aves; Passeriformes; Pipridae
Product: mitochondrial import receptor subunit TOM40B-like
Exons: 4
Biological process (GO): protein import into mitochondrial matrix
Cellular component (GO): mitochondrial outer membrane; mitochondrial outer membrane translocase complex
Molecular function (GO): transmembrane protein transporter activity
Source: RefSeq, a predicted model, not a curated record
CCCUCGGUGUCCCCUGUGCCCCCGCAGAGCCACCAGGCCAAGUUCGUGACGUGGCAGUUCGACGGCGAGUACCGCGGCGACGACUGCACGGCCACGCUCACGCUGGGCAACCCCGACCUGCUGGGCGGCUCCGUGAUCGUGGUGGCCCAUUUCCUGCAGAGCGUCACCGCCCGCCUGGUGCUGGGGGGGGAGCUCGUGUACCACCGGCGCCCCGGCGAGGAGGGGGCCAUCCUCACGCUGGCAGGCAAAUACACGGCCCCUAAGUGGGUGACGACGCUCAACGUGGGCUACGGGGGGGCCCACGCCAGCUACUACCACCGGGCCAACGAGCAGGUACAGGUCGGGGUGGAGCUGGAGGCCAACACGCGGCUGCAGGAGACGACCUUCGCCUUCGGGUACCAGCUCAACCUGCCCCGCGCCAACGUCGUCUUCAGAGGUGGGCGAGGC